Metopolophium dirhodum (rose-grain aphid) is the source of this 2800-nucleotide messenger RNA. RefSeq names its product box C/D snoRNA protein 1. Gene Ontology annotation, biological process: snoRNA localization; maturation of LSU-rRNA from tricistronic rRNA transcript (SSU-rRNA, 5.8S rRNA, LSU-rRNA); box C/D snoRNP assembly. The transcript is spliced from 6 exons. Lineage: Eukaryota; Metazoa; Arthropoda; Insecta; Hemiptera; Aphididae. The record is from RefSeq and is a predicted model, not a curated record. Bases 1368 to 2150 code for a protein of 260 amino acids. Gene Ontology annotation, cellular component: pre-snoRNP complex; nucleus.
AAUAAAGCGUGAGUAACUGAAUAAGCAUAAACAUAAAACAUAAAACUUGGCUUUCAGCAACAAAUUUUUUACAUUCAAAAAAAUUCAUAAAAAGUUGCAUGAAACCGCCAAAUCAUUGGCACCAACUUUACAAAACAUAACACAUCAGUGUUUGUCGGUGUUUGUGAAAAUCAUUUAUAAAAAAUAAAAAUUAUAAUUUCUGUAUUUUUAUUUUUCAAUUUGAAAUAAUUACUUCGAAUAGUAUCGUCACAGAAUAAAUUAACGGUGCUUCAAUACCACGGUCUUAGAAGGUGUUCAAUACGCUAGCAUGGCAUCAUUGUACGAUGUUUUUUCAAAUUGGUGUCACUGGAAUAUGCUGGUAUAUACUGGUAUGGUAUUGUGGUAUAAACUGCCUUAUCAUUUUUCGGACAAUUGCCCCCAACCCCAAAUUUUGAAAUGGAUUUGCCUCAUUAAGCGGAAUGCUGAUAAUGUAUAGUUGUCAGACCUUAAUAUCUUCUGCAGUUCUGCAUUGAGUUGUCCCCAGGUCGUACACAGCACAUUUAAGCACACUUCUUCCCAUAGUUUACUUUUUAAAUUAGCAUCUGAAUAAUCUUUUAAAUUUUUAUUGAACAAUGCCGGUCUCUUUUCUACUUCAUUUAUUAACAAUUCACUGUCAAUGUCUUCAUCUCGUGGACAAGCUACUGUGGUCAUUUUGUACUAAUGAAAUCGAUCAUCGAUGUGACUUGCUCGGACGUUACUGAAAAAAUGAAACGGCAACUAUAUUGUCGCCCGUGUGCGCACGUAGAUACCAAACUAUAGACGAGGAAACUACACGGAGACUGUUUCGUCGCUCUUCUGUCGGCGGGUCGAGCAAUUAAAAAGUUGCGUCGCUGUUGCGUUGCUCUGUGUGCGGGACUACAUUAAUUGACUUAGUGGAAUUUGUGGAAAAGACAAGUAUAAAUUACUCUAUGGGACGGAUCUAUAACUUUACUGGAUAGAUGUUAGUAACGGAUUUCAUCGAGAUAACACAAAAUUCUUAUCAAACAAAUUGAUAAUAUAAUAAAUAAUAAUAUAGACAAUUAGGCCAUGUGACAAUAUUUAUUUAUGCGGGCAUGCGGCAUGCUAUAAAAUAAAAAAUAAUGUUUAAUUUUUUAUUUUUAUCAAAAGUUAUUAAAGUUUAAUAUAUUUUUAUUCACUUAUAAUAUUAUUAUUUUUCAUCAUCGAUAUUCAAUCACUUAAUAAUAAGACCACACCCUUCAGAAUAUGUACUACCUUAUAAAGUUCACUUUGUAGUGCUUACCUCAAAAGUUGUUUACAAGUUAAAUUUAUAAAUUCUAAAUCUUAAUUAAUCCUGUAUCGUAAACACAAUAAAGUAAAUUUCGUGGCUUAUGUUAAAAAAAAAUAUGGAAUCAAAGAAUCGAUUGGGCUAUUGCGAGGUGUGCAGCAGUGACGCUGCUAAAUACUGCUGCCCAAGGUGUGAAGUGAAAACUUGUAGUUUGUCAUGUGUUAAUAUUCACAAGAAAGAAUUAGAUUGUGAUGGGAAGAAAUACAAAACCGGGUUUAAGAAAUUAGAAAAAUUUAAUGACUCUGAAAUGAGUCAAGAUUAUAGACUCAUGAAUGAGUUUAUUGAAGCUGUCGGAGAGUUUAAAAUGAAAACCCAACGCAUAUCCAAUUUAUCUGCAGCUUUUCGAAGAUUACGUUAUCAAGCAUACCAACGAAACAUACGUUUACAGAUUUUACCUAAAUCUACUUUAAACAAAAACAAUACUUCUUUUUUUAAUCCUAAAGUAAAUAAAAUAUUUUGGCGUAUAGAAUGGACAUUUCAUGGCACAGAUGUGAAAUACACAAACCAUAAAGUCCCAGAGUAUCAAAAACUAAAUAGUAUUGCUAGAAACUAUUUCACUACGGAGUUUCAUGAUGAUGAAGUAAAAGAAAAAAUGAAGUUUUAUGUUUCAGCUGGAAUUACAGGUGUAAUAUUUCUAAUGAAAACACCAUAUGGAAAAUAUUAUGAACUUGAUUCUGAGGAUACAAUAUCGUACAGCUUAAGGUAUAAAACAAUAUUGGAAUACCCAGAAAUAUUAGUUGUUUUGUCUAUUCAUAAAGAUGCAUUUAGUGAUCUUCUUUAUGUUGAGAAUUCAACAUUUAAUAACAAUAAAUCAACAAUGAUGUAACAUUUAAUAAAUUGAUGUUUUUUUUUUAAAUAACUUCACAUUUGAAAUUAGUUAAAAUAUUUUUUUCUCUAUGAAUCUAACUAUAAGUUCUAUCAAACAAAAUAUUAUCAUUUAUUUCAUUGGGCAAUUGGUUAAUUAAAUAUUAAAAUUAUAAUUAUAAUGAAGCCCAGGAAAAAUUAAAACUUCUUUUAAAAGUGCUAUGUAAUAAACUAAAUGUGUUGGAUUAGAAAAAACAAAUAAUUUUGGAAUAUCCUCUUAAACCAAAUUCAUUGAAAUGAGCAUAAAUAUCUAUUUAGUUAUUUGUUACUCAUUAAUCAACUGAAAAUGUGAACUCAUAUUUUUUAAGUACCAUAAAAUUAUUCAAAUGUCAUUCACCAAAAUAUUAAAUUACAUAUUAUAAAUUAAUUUUUUAAUUACAUCCUAGGUGCUAUUAAUAUUUUUUUUGUAUUAUAAAUAAUUUGUAUAAACUAUUUUGUUGAAGAAUAUUUUUUGAUGUCUACUAAAUGAUUGAAUUGUUUUUAUAUUGUUGAUAUUUGUAUAACAUAAUUAUGACUGAACUGUAAUAUUUACUUUUAAGACACAAUUAUUUUGAAUUUGUACAAGAUAAUAUGACUAAAGUAGGUACCUAAAGUAAUACAAUAAAAUUGUAA